UUCCACCUGAGCUGCUCGGUUAACAGCUAGUGGAGAUUCUGGAGUCAUGAAUCUGUGGAUUUUUCUUGCUGUGUCCUGAUUCUUUCCACCUCUUCUAAUGAAAUGAGGGUCCAGACGGCGCUCUGGAGGAAAAUCUCCACAGACUCCUGCUGCUACUGGCUCAAAGGAUAAGUUUAGUCAUGGGGCUGAGUCCUCUUUUACUUUUAAACUCUUUAAACAGCUAAAGUCCUGCAGUGUUCAUAAAGGAGCUGAUUUGGCUGCAGGUUUCUGAUGUAAAUUCUGAACCAAUCAGCAGAUGAACAAACCAGAAGACCAGCCUGCUAUCUGUUAGCUCACUCACUGAAGUUCAUUAGAUGGAAAUGUGGAACAGUUGCUCCACUUGGGAGAUGGAUGAGGGAGAAAAUGGGCUCUUAUUCAGAAGAAUUUGUUUUUGGGCAGAAACAGAAGAUUUGUGCACAUGUUCAAAACUACUGUUUAUGGUUUUGUAGCAAUUCACACAAAUAUGCACCAUCAUUCAAAAGUUUAUCUAUAAAAAGGAUUGUAAUAUGAUUCUAGUGCUGUAGACUUGGGUUUAUUAAUAAUAAUAAUAAUAAUAAUAAUAAUACUAGUGUGGUGUGAUACAGCACCAUUUUUACUGUGUUGAGCGGACAUGUGUUGUCUGUUCUCUCAGAGCUCCAGGGCCAGAGUGCUGUAAACUUUCUGCCCCUUUUGGGUAAUAUCUGUGUUUUCUGGUCUUUUUUCUUCACAAAGGUGAGCCAGAAAAUCUGCUUUUAAUGGGUGGUAUUUAUUCCAGUCCAUUUUACUUCCACAGACAAAAAUGAAAGAAAAAGUGUGUUCCAGUAGACUAAAAGAAGUCCUCUCUCUUUGGCCCCCACAUUCACUCACAGCCCUAACCCUCACUCAAACUACAGUGGAGGCUUUGCACCAUCAUGUGACUCCAUAGCAACAGUAACUACACUGCCACUGACAGGGGGCAUGCUUGUAGUACUUCAUUUAGACGAGUUAGUUGUUAUUGAUCAGUAUGGGAAGGUUUUGCUGUGUUUUUUGGAUGUGCAAAUUGUUUUGAAUGAAACAAAGAUAUCAGUUUUUUUUAAAAUUUACCAAAAGUAAUUGAUCAUCAGGAGAAAAAAUGGAGACAUUUCUAAACAUAGACAGGGAAAUGAGAGAUGCAGAUAGCAACGCCACAUUAAUAAUUCAAAUAAUAAACAUAAUUAUAUUAGAUGAUUAAUUUAUCAGCUCUAUCUACAUUUGCUUCUCUAAAAUUCGGUGUGCCACAGCCAUUAAAGGUGGAUGAUUUGGUGCUCAAGCCAUAUUACAGUAUUGUAGGCUGUGUUUGCAUUUAGAAUGCUAUGAUAACAUGGGGAUAAAAUCUAAAAUUAUUUAAGUAACUUGAAUCAUUUUAUUAUGUUUUCUAGAUGUACCACUGCUCAGAGAGUGGGAAGAGUUUUCCUAAAAGUGAUCAUCUCAAAAAUCACCAGAGCAUCCACAAAGGAGAGAAGUGGUAUAUCUGCUCACAGUGUGGGAAGAGUUUUACUCAGCAGAGUCAUCUCCAACAACACGAGCACAUUCACAACGGAGAGAAGCCGUAUAUCUGCUCACAGUGUGGGAAGAGUUUUACUCAGCAGAGUCAUCUCCAACAACACGAGCGCAUUCACAGCGGAGAGAAGCCGUAUAUCUGCUCACAGUGUGGGAAGAGUUUUACUCGUCAGAGGAGUCUCCAACUACAUAAGCGCAUCCACACAGGAGAGAAGCCAUAUGUCUGCUCACAGUGUGGGAAGAGUUUUACUUAUCAGAAUGGCCUCCAACGGCACAUUCGCAUUCACACAGGAGAGAAGCCGUAUGUCUGCUCACAGUGUGGGAAGAGUUUUACUUGUCAGCGGAGUCUCCAACAACACAAGCGCAUCCACACAGGAGAGAAGCCGUAUGUCUGCUCACAGUGUGGGAAGAGUUUUACUUAUCAGAAUAGUCUCCAACGGCACAAGCACGUUCACACAGGAGAGAAACCGAAUGUCUGCUCACAGUGUGGGAAGAGUUUUACUUGUCAAAGGAGUCUCCAGCAACAUGAGCACAUUCACACAGGAGAGAAGCCGUAUGUCUGCUUACAGUGUGGGAAGAGUUUUACUUGUCAGAGGAAUCUUCAACAACAUAAGCGCAUCCACACAGGAGAGAAGCCAUAUGUCUGCUCACAGUGUAGGAAGAGUUUCACUUGUCAGAGUAGUCUGCAACGGCACAAACGCAUUCACACAGGAGAGAAGCCAUAUGACUGCUCACAGUGUGGGAAGAGUUUUACUUUUCUUAGUACUCUUCAACAGCACAAGCGAAUCCACACAGGCGAAAGGCCGUAUUACUGCUCACAGUGUGAGAAAAGUUUUACUUGUCAGAGUACUUUCCAACAACAUCAGCGCGUUCACACAGGAGAGAAGCCGUUUCAAUGUGGCCAGUGUGGGAAGAGUUUUACUCGUCAGAGUACUCUCCAAAUACACCAGCGUGUCCACACAGGAGAAAAGCCAUUUCACUGCGGACAAUGUGGACAGAGCUAUACUUAUUCAAAUUUAUUUAAGAAACAUAAAUGCGCUAACAUCAAGCCCUCAUCACUUGAUAUGUGGAUGCCUGUGAUCUUCAGACCCUCAGGAGACACUGCAUUAAAAGCAGACGCAUGUCCAGGGCUCAACAUUGACUUUUUAAUCGACUCGUCCAGUCAGAUGUACCACUGCUCAGAGAGUGGGAAGAGUUUUUCUAAAAGUGAUCAUCUCAGAAAUCGCCAGUGCAUCCACAAAGGAGAGAAGUGGUAUAUCUGCUCACAGUGUGGGAAGAGUUUUACUCAGCAGAGUCAUCUCCAACAACACGAGCGCAUUCACAGCGGAGAGAAGCCGUAUGUCUGCUCACAGUGUGGGAAGAGUUUUACUUGUCAGAGGAGUCUCCAACUACAUGAGCGCAUUCACACAGGAGAGAAGCCAUAUGCCUGCUCACACUGUGGGAAGAGUUUUACUUAUCAGAGCAGUGUCCAACGGCACAUUCGCAUUCACACAGGAGAGAAGCCGUAUGUCUGCUCACAGUGUGGGAAGAGUUUUACUUGUCAACGGAGUCUUCAACAACACAAGCGUAUCCACACAGGAGAGAAGCCGUAUGUCUGCUCACAAUGUGGGAAGAGUUUUACUUAUCGGAAUAGUCUCCAACUUCACAAGCGCAUUCACACAGAAGAGAAGCCGUAUGUCUGCUCACAAUGUGGGAAGAGUUUUACUUGUCAAAGGAGUCUCCAGCAACAUGAGCACAUUCACACAGGAGAGAAGCCGUAUGUCUGCUCACAGUGUGGGAAGAGUUUUACUUGUCAAAGGAGUCUCCAGCAACAUGAGCGCAUCCACACAGGAGAGAAGCCAUAUGUUUGCUCACAGUGUAGGAAGAGUUUCACUUGUCAGAGUAGUCUGCAACGGCACAAACGCAUUCACACAGGAGAGAAGCCAUAUGACUGCUCACAGUGUGGGAAAAGUUUUACUUUUCUGAGUACUCUUCAACAGCACAAGCGAAUCCACACAGGCGAGAAGCCGUAUGUCUGCUCACAGUGUGGGAAAAGUUUCACUUACCAGAGUAGUCUCCAACGGCACGAGUGCAUCCACACAGGAGAGAAGCCGUUUUACUGUUCACAGUGUGGGAAGAGUUUUACUUAUCAGAGUGAUCUCCAACGACACAAGCGCAUCCACACAGGAGAGAAGCCAUUUCACUGUGGACAGUGUGGGAAGGAUUUUACUCGUCAGAGUAAUCUCCAACAGCACGAGCGGAUUCACACGGGGGAGAAGCCGUAUCACUGCUCACAGUGUGGGAAAGGUUUUCGUGACCAGCGUACCUUCCACAGCCACCAGCAAAGGCAUACAGGACAGAAGCCGUACCCCUGUGAACAAUGCGGACGGAGCUAUAGUCAUUCAAAGACAUUUAGGAAACAUAAAUGCUCAAUUAUUAAGCCAUCAGCUCUUGACACACUGAGUUCUGAGGACCAACAGAAUGGAGAAUUCCAAAAGAAACCUGUUAAAGAGGAAAAACCUGAAGAUGAUGAGCAUUUCUUAAAUCUCAUGGAUGGAACUUUAGAUGGAGGGACAUCAAGCUUUGUGGGACACCUCACCCCUGUGAACCAACAGAAUGAAGGAUUUCAGGAAAAGCAUCUAAAAGAGGAAGAACCUGAAGAUGAUGACUACCUCUACUGUGAGGAUUGCAGCUCAUUUUUCAUCAACAAGUGUGAGGUCCAUGGACUGGCUGUCUUCAUCUCUGAUACCCCUGUUCCUUUGGGGGUUCCAGACCGAGCCAGACAAACCCUUCCACUUGGUCUGGAACUGCAGAAAUCUGAUAUUCAUGGGGCAGGCCUUGGAGUGUUUAAUAAGGGAGAAACUGUUCCAGUAGGUUUCCACUUUGGCCCCUAUCAAGGAGAGUUGGUAGAUAGAGAGGAAGCCAUGAACAGUGGCUACUCUUGGGUGAUCUGCAAACGUGGGCUAUGUGAGGAAUACAUCGAUGCCAAGAGAGAGAGAUUUGCAAACUGGAUGAGAUAUGUGAAUUGUGCUUGUAAUGAUGAUGAAGAGCAGAAUCUUGUGGCAUUCCAGUAUCGAGGGGAGAUUUUUUACCGUUGCUGUCAACCUAUCAAACCAGGACAGGAGCUCUUGGUGUGGUAUGAAGAGAAGUAUGCUAAAGAUCUCAGCAUCACUUUUGAAUACCUCUGGAACAAAAAGUGCUCAACUAAUGACCCAAUGAUGGAAGCUAUGCCCUGCUCCUUUAGUCCACGGUCCUAUACAAACCCAAAACCUGAUAUUCACUGUGAAAACGUGAUGUCUACAAGAAGCAUCUGUAAUCAGCCAGAGUUCCCUGAGACUCUUCAAAUGAACACUACUCCUGGGCAAAUGCAGAAAGGAACUGAUCACUCCUCAAAUUCUGAGGAACCUUUUACUCAACAAGGUCACCUUGACCUGCCCUGGUGCAGUCACCCAAGACACAAGCCUUUUUCCUGCUUGCAUUGUGGAAAGAAUUUUACUCGAAAGGAUAAUCUCCAAGUGCAUAUGCGUUUUCACACGGGAGAGGUGUUCUGCUGCUCACAGUGUGGAAAGAGUUUUAUCCGAGAGUCUCAUCUUCAACUACAUGAGCGUAUUCACACAGGCGAGAGGCCAUAUCAGUGCUCACAGUGUGGGAAGAGUUUUAAUCAGAUGAGCGCAUUUAAAAGACACCAGCGCACUCACACAGGAGAGAAGCCGUAUCCGUGCUCAUGCUGUGGGAAGAGUUUUAGUCAGCUGUUCAAUCUCCAAACACACCAGCGCAUUCAUACGGGAGAGAAGCCAUUUCAGUGCACAGAGUGUGGGAGGAGUUUUAGUCUCCUCAAUACUCUCCAGUUACACCAGCGAAUUCACACAGGAGAGAAACCGUAUUACUGCUCAGACUGUGGGAGGAAAAAGCCAUAUCACUGCAGUCAGUGUGGGAAGAGUUUUAGUGAUGGAGGUAAAUUCAAGGCACAUCAAGACCUUCAGACAGAAAUCAACCCUGUGGACCAAAUGAAUGGAGGACUCCAAAAGAAGCCUCUAAAAGAGGAAGAACCUGAAGAUGAAGAAUACCUCUAUUUAAAUGAUGAAACUUCAGGUGGUGGCGCAUCGAUCUCUGUGGUUCACAUCACUCCUAUGGAACAGCAAAAUGCAGGAUUCCAGAAGAUGCUUAUAAAAGAGGAAGAACCUGAUGAUGAUGAUUAUUUGUAUUGUGAGCUCUGCAAAUCCUUCUGUAUUAACAAGUGUGAAGUUCAUGGUCCUCAGUGUAAAUCACACCAUACAGGAGAGAAGACGUAUGACUGCUCACACUGUGAGAAGAGCUUUUCCACAUGGAGUGACCUGAAGGCCCAUGAAGGUAUCCACACAGGAGAGAAGCUACAUCACUGCGCACAGUGUGGGAAGAGUUUUGUCCACCAAAGUAGUCUGAGGUCGCAUAAGCGUAUUCACACGGGAGAAAAGCCGUAUCAGUGCUCACACUGUGAGAAAAGUUUUGGACAUAAAGAUACUCUCAAGAAACACCUGCAUAUCCACACAGGAGAAAAGCCAUAUCAGUGCUCCCGGUGUGGGAAAUGUUUCAGCGACAGAGGAACUUUCCGAUCACACCAGAACAUCCACACAGGAGAGAAACCAUACCACUGCACAGAGUGCGGAAAGAUUUUUACUCGACAAAGUUCUCUCCAGCAACACCAGCGCGUUCACACAGGAGAGAAGCCGUAUUACUGCUCAGAGUGUGGAAAGAGUUUUAGUCAGCACGGUACCCUCCAACAGCACCAGCACACUCACACAGAAGAGAAACCGUAUCAGUGCUCGCAGUGUCGGAAGAGGUUUAACCGGGAGAGGAAUCUCCAGUCGCAUAUGCGCAUUCACACCGGAGAGAAGCCGUAUCACUGCUCGCAGUGUGGGAAGAACUUCAGCCACCACUGUACUCUAAAACGACACCAGCGCAUUCACACAGGAGAGAAGCCAUAUCACUGUUCACACUGCGGGAGAAGUUUUACUCAACACGGAACUCUACAAUCACAUACGCGCAUUCACACAGGAGAAAAGCUGCAUCCCUGUCCGCAGUGUGGUAAAACGUUUAAUCGGCAGAGUUCUCUCCAAACACACCAGCGCAUUCACACGGGAGAGAAACCUUAUCAGUGCUCACAAUGUGGGAAGAGUUUUAAUCAGAAUGGUACUCUCAAACAACACCUGCGCAUUCAUACUGGAGAGAAGCCAUACUACUGCUCCCAGUGUGGGAAGGCUUUUAGUCAGCAGAGUACUCUCCACCAACACCAACGCAUUCACACCAAGAAUAAACUGUAUCAGGAUCCAGAAUGGGAAGAGCUUUAAAGAAGCAUGCUCUUCAAAAACACCAGGACAUUCAAACAGGAGAAGAUGCUGCAUCACUGCUCAGAAUAUAGAGGGACACAAGGGAGGUUUUCAUUUCGUAGACAAUGUGGUAUUAAUUGUGAGCCAGUCCUUUCUACAUUCCUCAAGCUAGAAGAGAAGCAGUGAACACACACAUGAGCAAUGAGUACACACACCCAGAGCAGUGGGCAGCUAUGCUACAGCACCCAGGGAGCAGUUGGGGGUUAGAUGUCUUGCUCAAAGGCACUUCAGCCAUGAUACAGAGGGAGGAGUUCUUUCACUCAACUUCUUUCACGUUUUUCUUACCGAUCCUGGGAAUCAAACCAGCAACCCUUCAGGCCACGGCUGAUCCUGAUGAUUAGUUCUGAUGUGUGCUUUGGCUUAACCAUAUAGCUGAGUGUCAUCAGCAUAGCAGUGGAAGCUAAGACCAUGUUUACAAAUGAUUGUAGUCAAAUGUAGUAUAUCAUUUUAAACACACACGGGGGUCCUCGAACAGGUCAUCGUGGAGCUUCCCAUUUUAACUUAUUUUACUUAUCUCCUCAGCAAGGCAUGUAGAAUGUGGUCAUCCAGUGGAAGAUGCUUUUCUCGUCACCCCUCAAGUAGUGUUUGAGAGAACAGUAAGAAUAUUAGAUGUUUUUAAACCGAAAAUAAAAACAUGCUUGUUUUAACCUGGCA
Molecule: messenger RNA, 7535 nt
Organism: Neoarius graeffei (lesser salmon catfish)
Lineage: Eukaryota; Metazoa; Chordata; Actinopteri; Siluriformes; Ariidae
Product: zinc finger protein 208-like
Exons: 14
Coding region: 1416-6842 (1808 amino acids)
Biological process (GO): regulation of transcription by RNA polymerase II
Cellular component (GO): nucleus
Molecular function (GO): histone methyltransferase activity; DNA-binding transcription factor activity, RNA polymerase II-specific; protein binding
Source: RefSeq, a predicted model, not a curated record